UCUGCCAUUAGAUAGCUUAAAAGUGAUUAUUCUAGUUGAACGUAUAAAAUGAAGUACUUAGCCGCUUACUUGUUGUUGGUCCAAGGUGGUAACGCCUCUCCAUCUGCUGCUGACGUUUCUGCUCUUUUGGAAACCGUCGGUGUCGAAGCUGAAGAAUCCAGAGUCGCCUCUUUGUUGGCUGAAUUGGAAGGUAAGGACGUCAACGAAUUGAUUGCCCUCGGUAACACCAAGUUGGCCUCUGUUCCAUCCGGUGGUGCUGCUGUUGCCUCCUCUGGUGCUGCUGCCUCUUCUGGUGCUGCUGUUGAAGAAGCCGAAGAAGAAAAGGCUGAAGAAGCUAAGGAAGAAUCCGACGACGACAUGGGUUUCGGUUUGUUCGAUUAAGCAAGCAAAUGUACAAAUAUAGUCUAACAGGUUGGUUGUCAAACCGAUUUUACAUUGGGUUACUACAUAGUUGUUAUAUUGGUCAUUUCUCUUAAUUUAAUAAAUAAAAAAGUAUG
Messenger RNA from Scheffersomyces stipitis CBS 6054, 497 nucleotides. RefSeq names its product ribosomal protein P2 (gene RPP2B). The record is from RefSeq and is a predicted model, not a curated record. The transcript has a single exon. NCBI's taxonomy places the organism in Eukaryota, Fungi, Ascomycota, Pichiomycetes, Serinales, Debaryomycetaceae. Gene Ontology annotation, biological process: translation; cytoplasmic translational elongation. Gene Ontology annotation, molecular function: structural constituent of ribosome. Bases 49 to 381 code for a protein of 110 amino acids. Gene Ontology annotation, cellular component: ribosome; cytosolic large ribosomal subunit.